Camponotus floridanus (Florida carpenter ant) is the source of this 4702-nucleotide messenger RNA. RefSeq names its product 43 kDa receptor-associated protein of the synapse homolog. The transcript has 10 exons. The coding region runs from base 2907 to 4538 and encodes 543 amino acids. Gene Ontology annotation, cellular component: synapse. Gene Ontology annotation, biological process: chemical synaptic transmission. Gene Ontology annotation, molecular function: protein-membrane adaptor activity; acetylcholine receptor binding. NCBI's taxonomy places the organism in Eukaryota, Metazoa, Arthropoda, Insecta, Hymenoptera, Formicidae. The record is from RefSeq and is a predicted model, not a curated record.
GUUCUGCUCCGGCCACCGGCGGUGGAUUUUCGCGGGAGCCGCGCGGCGUAGAGCUCCUCCGCGAGAGGACCAACCCCCGAGAGAGGGUAGGAGGGCGGGAGGGGAAGAGGCUCUCUCGAUCCGCGCGCCCGUAACCUUCCCGAGCGCGUCGCGGCCUCGGUUGUCCUCGUUGCGACCAGCGAGCGGCCACGGAAACGUGUUUCCGCGCGCGAAGAGAGACGGCGGCAACGGCGGCGGCGGCGGCGACGGUGGUGGUGGUGGUGGUGCUGGUGGACGGCGCCGAAGGACGAGGGAUAGCGGCGAAGGGAGGGAAAGAGGGGCAAGGCCGGAACGCGGCUCGAAACGACCGAGACCACCGGACCGGGGGAUCAAUCGGCGAUGGCAUGAGGAAACGCCUCGAGGCGCGCACGACCGCUGCUAUUGUUUCAUCAUUAACGAGGCCGAAACGGUCGCGUUAGCAUCGAGGAACGCGAGCGCGAUGAGCGCCCGAUUCGAACGUUCACCGUCGUCUCUCGUCUCCUCCUCGGGAUCCGAUUUAUCCUCGCCGCCGCGCGGGACACGCGGACAAGACAAGACGCUUAAACGCGCGUCUUAAACGUAUGUUACACGAACAAGGGGAUUCUACGGAGAGCUUUCUAAAGAAAAGAAUAAUAAAGCGCGUACGCGCGAAAUGUAUAAAAAGAAAAGUACGCGCGACAAAUGCUAGUCGAAAAGAGACUGAACAUUGUUGACGAAAUUUAUUGUUCCAAGAUAGAUAAGUAAGAGGAGAUCUAGCGAGCUCGCCAAGACUUUGCGAGACGAUUAUUGGAGCGGAGGAAGAAUAGCGCGGCGGCAAAUUACCAAGUGAACAUUCUGCCUGGAAUCUCGCGAAUUCGCGCUCUCGUCAAAGUUAGAGCGGUAGAGUUUGUCGGUAGAGGGGCGGAUUCGCCCUCCCCCCCCCCAUAGAGGGGGAGAAAAAGCGCGCCAGGGGUCACCGACGGUAAAUGGGACACCGCGGAUCGACGCGAUCCUAGUUUCGGGUACUGCGCGUCCCUUAACCUUUGCGGCUGCUGAACACGCGCGUCGAACAUCCAGGUCGGGAGGUUCAUCCCUUGAAAGAGAUCGGGGGAGGAAAGGAGGUCGAAGUCGUUCCAGCUUCGUCGUGUCGACCUCGUAAUCGUCAACGUUAUUUCGCCCUGGCCCACGUAAAACACUAAUAAGCGGUGCUAUCCAACGUAAUGGGUGAUAAUCGUACACGGUGAACUCUUCCAUCCCUAUCGUUAAUCUCGGAGCAGCGGAAAGGGGAUCAAGCGCGAUUAAGCUAAACGCACCGCGUUCAGCACCGUCCGACACCUAACGCUGGGGUAAUAAUUCGGGGCAGCCGAUUGUUGUCUCCCAAGAGUACAGCAAAAAUAUUAAUGCGUUCGAUAACUCACGAAAAAGAUGCGUACGCGCACGCAUGUACAUACGGGUACACACAGACACGCACACAAACGCGGAACAACGCGCGGAUCUCUAUACUAGAUGUAUAUACAUGUUGCAAGUUUAUUUAAAUGCAUCAUAGAUGUAUAUAUAAAUAUUAUAUAUGUGUGUUGAACCUUCAUAGGUCUAAAUCACAACGUUGAAGCGUUUACAUAGUAUAUCACGUUACGCGAUUCUCGAUAAUUCAGCAAUUCGAGACUACACGAGAGGAGAGAAAAAGAGAGAGAGAGAGAGAAAGAAAUAUACGUUUUAAGGGAACAGCAUUCGCGAAAGAAGUUCUUAAAAAUUGUACAACUGAAAGGAGAGAAGAAACGAAGGGGAGAAAAGUUAUUUACGGUUACAAAGCAGUGAGAGUGAAAGAGACAAAAAUAAAGUACCGUGCGACUCGAUCGGUCGUCUCUGUCAACUAGUCGGGAAUUCGUACCAAUCUAUCUAUCGAUCGGACGAUCGAAGAAACUGCCACGAAACAUUUGCCAAUUACAUUAACAAAAAAAUAAAAAAGAGAGAGAGAGAGAGAGAAAGAGGAGGAAAGGAGAAGAAAAAAAUUUACAAGAUUCUCUCGAUCAUUGUCAAUGCGCGCGAAAUACUCGCGCGAGUCCCACGGUGCUCAAUUAGGCGUAAUAAGUACAAAAGACACGCGGGCCUGCAGAAUUAUUUUUUUUCGACCGAGGUGUGUGUGUCAUCCCUGUCAACAUUAGUGAAUAAGCGCAUCGAAUCUGUCCAAAUCCCCCAUUGUAUAGGCGAGGAGCCCCAAUCCUAAAGACGAUCCUAUAUAAAUCUACCUCAACGAACUAUCGGCACGCGAAAUCUCAAGUCCCACUUUCGAGCAUAACUUUCUUGGACAAGAAAUAAUCGGCGAACAAUCACCCUUGCGAAAUCACUCGUCCAACUGAAAGUUGUAGAAACUUAAAAAUCCUCCCUCCUCCUUCUUGCUACUUUUCGCAUUCUAUCUCUCUUUUCUACGCGUGAAUCGCGUAAAUCGCAUAAAUCGCAGCUUCGUUGUCGGUUACUCGGUAAUUUUCGCUCGUCGUUCGUAUUAUUUCUUUUUCUCGGAGAGAGAAAGACAUGAGGGAAGAAACGCCGGAUAAAUUCCUAAGAUGAUCGAUAUUACAAGCGUUCCCCCGCGUUCGGAAUCGUUCCUUUGAUCAUCGAUAGAGUUCGAUAGAAUUGGCGCGAUAAAGACAAUCGUAACACGCGGUAUAUAUAUCAAGGUAUCUGAUCCGGAUCGAUUGGAUGCGAACGAUCGGGCUGUCAAGUCGGCGCACGUUGCACCGUCAUCGCGCAAAGCAAGGUGGUGAUAUGCUCCAUCUCACGCGGGUGCGCGUACGGGAUAAUGCUGGCGGUGAGAGAUGAGAUGAUAGACCGCCAGGAAGAGAAAGAGAGAAGAAACAGCUGCACCGCGGGUCGGAGAAGAGAAGCCACCGCGCCAAGAAAGACGCACAGCCAUGUCAUGGGAGUCUAUCUCGUCCAGGGAUUACCUCGGCGGAUCGGCGAGUCAUCAGCUCUCGGCGACCGCGCUGCUGGGUAGCCCUGAUGGAUCGAGACAUCCACUCGACGUCUGCGAAUUCACCGAAGAGGAUUACCGGCACCAAAAUGGUAAUGGUAGUAAUGGCCAUUACCAAAACAGUAGAUCGGGCGCUGGUAUAUGGGAAUGUCUCAUAGGUUGCAGGAGACGGCUUGAUCAACAAUUAGCCCGAAGAAGGGUGGAGCAGGGUUUGAAACUUUACCGGGCUCAUAAACAGCAGGCCGCGGUCAGGAAAUGGAGAGGCGCCCUAAAGAGCAUCAGGCACCGCGAGGAUAAAUUCGCCCUCCUCGGAUAUCUGUAUCAGGCAUACAUGGAUUGGGGAAAAUACAGGGACAGCAUCGAAUUCGGGAACAAGCAAUUAUGCAUCUCGGAGGAGCUGGAUUCACCAAACAUGCGGGCAGAAGCAUAUUUGAAUUUGGCUAGGGCACACGAGAGAUUGGGUGCUCUGGACAGAGCGUUAGAUUACGCCCGGCACAGCUUGUAUAACGAGUGCGAUCAGUGCGCUACUGCUGGAUUAGUUCACUUAACCGUAGGCAGAGUCCACUUGGAGUUAGCGGGAUUCUGCAAAGCUCUGGAAGCGUUUCAAAGAGCCCACAAAAUUGCCCACUCCAUUCAAGAUCCCUCCUUAGAGCUGCAGGUGUACGUCGGCCUGUCGGAACUUUUUUGCAGAUUACAGGAUGCGGACAAGAGCGCGAGAUACGCCGCGAGAGCUUACGAUCUCUCGAGAAGUUUACAACUGGGAGAUUUGAAUUCGCGUCAUCACCGAGCAGCGUUAUUACAAAUGGCCGCGGCGCUUAGAAAAAAAGGAGAAUUGGGGGACGCUCACGAUUACUGUUCGGAAGCGACUCGGCUGUCGUUGGUUUCCGGCGACCAAGCCAGUUACGCCCGCAGCAUCCGUAUCAUGGGAGACAUUUACAGAAAGAAAUCCGACAUAAAUAUGGACAUAUUGCAGAAAGCUUUCCGACAGUACGAGAGCGCGAUGGGCUCGGCGGCAGCGACCGGCGAUCGGCUGUGCCAAAUGGAAGCGAUGGACGGGGCGGCGAGAUGCCUGGAGGCUCUCAGGCUUCAGCACAAGAUAUGCAAUUGCCGGCCCCUCGAAUUCAAUACCAGACUCCUGGAAGUGGCGGGAUCGGUCGGCGCCAAGCUUUUGGUGCGGACAGUCAGGUCCAGACUGUCGCGGAUUUACGGAUCUUUGGGAGAUGAAGAACAAAAAGGGCACCACGAGAGAUUAGCGAUCGCGAUGGAGGAAGAUCUAGAAUUGCGAUGCGGAAGCUGUAACGAACCUUUUGGUUUGGAAGCCGAUUCUCUGGAGGCGUUACCCUGCUCUCAUAUAUUACAUGCUCGAUGCGCGUACGACAUCCUGAAGAGACGCGACAAGAAGAAGAAGCGUUUAUGUCCCGACUGCCACAAAUCUGUCAGUUCACGGCUGUACCUGCAUUGCGAGGAUCCACACGGCAUGAAUACGUUAAAUCAUAGUUCCUUGAGCCUGGCGUCGUUGAGGGCCAGCAGCCUAGCAACACUUGAGGACUGUCACGCGACGAGUAGCGUUUAAAAUAACAACAAUGGGAUUUCUCGUUUAUUUUAACGCGUUGGUAUCCGCAUGCGAUUAGAGAUAAUUUUAAGAAUCAUAAUUCGGCAGGUAAAAAAAAAGUCAACGGAAAGUAGUACGAUGCAAAAAGAUUUAAUGGCAAUAAAAAGUGCACGCCUCGACCCACA